AUGGAGAUGGAUUACUGCAACAAGCUUGUCCUGGCCCCAAUGGUUCGAGUCGGUACGUUGCCGUUUAGGAUGCUAGCUGCCGAAUAUGGGGCUGACAUCACAUACGGGGAAGAGAUUAUUGAUCACAAGCUCCUCAAAUGCUAUCGGAAAAUCAAUGAUGUGCUUGGGACUGUUGAUGUGGUUGAGAAAGGGACAGAGAGUGUUGUUUUCAGAACAUGUCCCGAAGAGAAAAGUAGGGUUGUUUUCCAGAUGGGAACAUCAGAUGCCGUGAGGGCCCUUCGUGCUGCCCAACUUGUGUGUACGGACGUGGCUGCUGUGGAUAUAAAUAUGGGUUGCCCAAAGUCUUUUUCUAUUAGUGGUGGAAUGGGUGCUGCUUUAUUGUCAAAACCAGAUCUUAUUCAUGAUAUUUUGACAACAUUGAAACGAAAUCUUGAGACACCUGUGACAUGCAAGAUCCGUCUGCUAAAGUCACCCCAAGACACCGUGGAACUAGCACGAAGAAUUGAGAAAACUGGUGUUUCUGCUCUAGCUGUCCAUGGAAGGAAAGUGGCUGAUAGGCCAAGAGAUCCAGCUAAGUGGGGUGAGAUUGCUGAUGUUGUAGCUGCACUUUCUAUCCCAGUUAUAGCAAAUGGUGAUGUAUUUGAGUAUGAGGAUUUUGAACGCAUAAAAGUAGACACAGGUGCUUCUUCUGUAAUGGUUGCCAGAGGUGCACUUUGGAAUGCUUCUAUUUUUUCUCCUAAAGGAAAAUUACCAUGGGAAGAUGUAAAAAUGGAGUACGUUAGAAAGAGCAUCUUAUGGGAUAACGAUGUCAAAAGCACCAAACACACGUUGAAGGAAAUGAUUAUGCACUAUUCUUGUCUCGAACUUCCUGAGGGAAAGGGUGUGAUUAAGUCGGACACCUUAGCUGAUCUGGCACGACUUUAUGGUGAAGAUAUCUACUAUGAGCAUGUCAUUAAAAAUCGGUCACUCUUGGGAGGAAGUAGACACACCAUUUGA
Molecule: messenger RNA, 996 nt
Organism: Striga hermonthica
Lineage: Eukaryota; Viridiplantae; Streptophyta; Magnoliopsida; Lamiales; Orobanchaceae
Source: the annotation of a GenBank genome assembly